AUGUCAAAGAAAUCUCAUUCAAGUUUUCUUAAUGAAAAUGACGGAGUUUCUUCGGUAACGAACUCCAUAGAGAAAGAUUCUCUGUUUUUCGGUAGUUGCAUAGCGAUAAGUCCAGACAGUCAACGAAUUAUUACUUUUAGUCAAGGUGAACGUACUUUUACACUUGGAAGUGGAGUUAAUAUUAAACAUGGUAAACACCUUUGUUGGUCUUUGGCAAUUUCAAAUUGUGUAGACGAUGAUGAAAUUGAACGUUUUAUCGCUUUAUCUUGUUUUGAUGCAAGAGGAUUCCGACAUGAUGAAAUGCAUGGUGAUAACGAAAAUGACUUAGACUUUGGUGAUAAAGUUAAUAACCAAUAUCGUGAUGAUGAAAAUGACUUAGAAUCUGGCGAUAAAGUUAAUAGCCAAUAUGUUGAUGACGAAAGUGACUUAAAAUAUGGUGAUAACUGUCUUCGACCUCAAACAUGGGUUAUCUCUACUAAAGAUAGUGAAAUAUGUACUUCUCUAGAAUUUGGUGGUGUUAUAAGAUUUCUCGAUAGGGAUGAUAAUUAUGAUAGUGAUGAAAGCGACAGUGAGGUUAGUGAUAAUAGUGAUCAUAGCGAUGAUAGUGAAAAUCCAUUAAAAUUAAAAAACAAAACAGUAAUUAUUAUUGUUAAUGCUUCGGGAAUUUUUAAAGAAACUAUAAAACAAAAAAAAAGAAAACAAGGAUUUUUCUUACGACCAGCCAAUACGAAACAAUUCGAAUUACCCGAACAACUUUCAAUUCGCCUUUCACGUGAUCAUUGGCAUAAUUCAUUAGAACUCUUACACAUAAGUAUUAUUAAAAAUCAUUUUAUGGUACAAUCUUUUGAAAAUCGACAACAAAUCAUUGAAAUGUAUAGUUUAAUUACUGGUGAUCUAGAGAUGUUAUUUAAACGUCAUGAAUCUUCGUUAGCUCCUAACAUAAUUCAUGGUUCACCUAUCUUUGCCAUCUCUCAAAAUGAAAAAAUUUUAGCAUUUUGUCGGGGAACUACCAGCAUUACAUUAUACUUAAUGGAAAAUGGUUUAGAAAUUACAACUAAACAAUUAGAAGGUCAAAAAGGAAGCUAUAAAAUUAUUGCUAUAAAUUUUAUUGAUAAUGAUAGCAAACUUUUAAUAGUUCUUGAAGAAAAAAAAGAUCGACAUCGUGAAAAUUCUGAGCAUCAAAUAUUUGUAAUAUGGGAUUUAUUUACCACAUUUGAAAAUUCCAUACGUCAAAUUGAUUAUUCCGAAACUAGGAAUCCCUUAAAAAUGGAUAUUACACAUAGAUUAAUGAAUCAUCCCGGAAGCAUGUAUGCGGUUAGAGAUAGUGGAGAUAUUAUUUCAGUAUUAGAUCGUGAUGAUGUUGAAUCAAUUAGAAAUCCAUCAGAAAGGAAAGAUAUACUAAAAAUUGAUUUGAAGAAAUUUAAGAUGAAUGAUCUCGACUAUCAUGUAAUUUGUACUAUAGAUGGGAAAAUAUGUGAAAAAGAUCAAAUAAUUAUAAGCAAUAUUGAACCAUGGCAUCCAAACAAAAAUUACUUUCGAACAUCAAUUUUCUUGGAUUCUGCUAAAAGUACUCAACUAAUUAUUUCGAGUAACACUAUACAAGUAUGGAAAUAUCGCAAUAAUAACAAUACCAACGAAAAACGAGAUAAACGUCGUAAUCGAGAAUUAGAAUACAUCUGGGCUCGGAAAAAUCCGAUGGAUGUUCAAGAACUAAGAAUUGGAGAACGAGAAUUCGUGUUAGAAGUUUUAAUACCUUCUACUAAACGUUUCACACCGUCAAAUUUAAUGACGAUACAUUGGCCAAAUAAUAUAAAUGUUCUUGAAGGGGCAUGUCAAGCCCUCUAUGUUUUAAGCGAGAAGAAACAUAUUGUGACAGGUCAUGAAAAUGUUAAUCAAAUUAAAUAUUUAAUUGAAUGUACACAGAGAUUAGUACGAAAAUAUAUUACAAAGUAUGGAAUAUUUAGAUUAACUAGUAUUAGAUAUCCAAUUAUGAAAUAUCUUAUUAAAAGUUACCAAGAAAGUUUAAUCAAACAUAUUUUAAAUGUGAAAAUUAAUAAUAAACAUAGUAAUAUAUAUAUACCGAGAUUAUAUAAAUGGGCGGAUGAGAAUAAUAAUAGAUCAACAAAGUCAAAUUUACAUCAUGCUAUUUUAUGUAUUCAAAAAAGAGGAGAUCCUACAGUAAUUUUAAAAUAUUUAAUAGAUUGUUAUGCCGAUAAUGCUAAAGAAUAUAAAAAUUAUGGUUGGAUGUUUACCGUAAGUAAAGCAAUACCUUUAUUAUACGAUUAUCGUUUAAGUGAAUUUGUUCAAUAUUUAUUUAAAAAACCAUGUUUUGGAAUUACUGAAGCUUACACUCCGCCAUUACACAUUAAUCCUUAUGAUCAAAAGAAAGGAAAUAAUGCAUCUGUGAUUCAUUCUUUGGUAGUAAAACCGCGUCUCGCAUCAAAGUUCCAUAAUCCUCUAUGGUUUUUCUUAGAAAACUUAUUUGUAAGGUUCGAAGCUUCGCAUAAUGAUCGUAAAGUUUAUAUAGUCCCAUUACCUGAUUUUACAGUAUGCCCCAAAGACUUCAAUCCCAAAGCUCAUGAAGAUCAUAGUGAAAAUUAUUCAAAAUAUUUACUAUUUAAAUUUUUUCGAAUAUCUUUGUGGCCACGUAGAAAAGUUAUUAAUAAUACUAAAGAAAUGAGUCCUUUCCUACGCGUUAUUCAUGAAGAGAAAGGUUAUGAAAUUUAUCAAACACCUACAAUUAUGGCAGUCUUAGAUUUUAAAUGGUCAGCCGCCCGUCGAUACUUUAUUCGUCAUAUCUUUAUUUAUAUAUUUUAUGCUAUUUCCUAUACUGUAACAAUUACUUCAUAUUCUUUUAAGGGAGAAUCAAAAAUAGUUAAUUUAUUUAAAGUAAGCUCAAAUAUAUUAUUAACAAUUUGCGUCUUAGUAUAUUUAUAUACUGGAUGGUAUUUAAUUGUUACGGAGAUUGUGCAAUUUAAAAGAGAAGGUUGGAGCAGAUAUAUGAAUGUUUAUAAUAUGUUUGAUCUAUUAUCAGUAUUAUUACCGUUAGCAGAUAAUAUAGCGAGUUUUUUACAUGAUCAUCAAGUAAUCAUUUUGCAAUAUUCAGUAUUUAACUCUGUUUUAGCGUUUACAGCUUUAGUUAUGUGGCUUCAAUUGAUUCCUACUUAUAAAAUUAUUGACACUUCGAAUCCUGGCUUAUAUUCAAAUAUUACAAUUUAUCAGAAUAUUGAUAAUUCUUCCCGAUUUGAUAAUUACUAUUCGGAUUUAUUCUCAUCAGUAGAAGCUGUAUUCUUUUGGAUUAAUGGACGAUGGGAUCAAUUAGACCAAUGGAAUAGUUACGCUGUAAGUGUAAUAAGUAUAUUGGGAAGUAUAACAUUAGUGUUAAUUUUCCAAAAUAUGUUGAUCGCAUUUAUGAAUGGUACAUUUGAUAAGGCAAAUAAAGCUGGUCAUACAGUAGCUCAUAGAUAUCGUGCUGAACUUAUUGCUGAAUAUGAAGUUUUAGAAAAAACUUUUCAUAGUAAAAAAGGUAAUCCUCGAUAUAUCUAUUAUAUACCUGAUCCCGAUAUGAUUGAUACUUGGCUUACGGAAACAAAAAAAGUUGAGAAGCAAAAAUUACGUCUUAUGGAUAAUUUAUCUUAUUCAAUGAAAUAUCAACAUAUACGAAAUGAUGAUUCUGAAAGUACUAUGAAUUUGGAUUCUAUUGAACCUGUUACCAUUGAUAAAAUUUCAGUUAUUGAUGAAGAAAUCUUUCUUUUAAAAGUUGUUACUUCAAAAUUGAACAAGAAAUCACAAAAAUCAAACGGAAAAUUGUUAAAGAAUAAUAAAUCAAGCAAUUAUCCUGAUCCUGCUACAAAUGUUGAUGAUCAAUUAUUGAUACAAGAAAGAUUUAAUAACUUUGAAAUAAGAUUUAAUGACUUAGAACAAAAUUUAAAAACUAUAUUAAAAACUUUAAAUAACCUAAAUAAUGAUUUUUAA
This is a messenger RNA of Diversispora eburnea, 3975 nucleotides long. NCBI's taxonomy places the organism in Eukaryota, Fungi, Glomeromycota, Glomeromycetes, Diversisporales, Diversisporaceae. The record is from the annotation of a GenBank genome assembly.